AUGCAUAAAGUAAAUUCAAAAACACUUGGUGAAUCUGCAUCCAUAUCGGAAGGUUCACCUAUAGGAGGAGGAGUACCUCUUUCCACGCUGAGCGAAAGAACCGCUCCUCCCUUCAGUGCCUUUAGGACCCCCUUUAUCAAUACCGGUCGGUGGAAUAACGUCGAAGAAGAAGGAGAUGUGUUUGGGGUCAAGCAGUUUGUUGAAGAAUUGGAAAAAUGUGGUCAGGAAGCCUUUGUACAAAGAGGCGUUGCCGAUCUUUAUGACAACUACUAUGAUCCUUAUCCUGCUUGGGGUCCAAAAAAGGAUGUUCCCAUGACAAAGGAUCGUAUUCAGUUGAUCUUUGUCAGAAUUUCCAAAAUAUUCGGAUUCCAGUUUGACAGCUCAAGAAACAUGUAUGACUAUUUAAUGAGAAUGCUUGAUUCUAGGGCCUCAAGGAUGACCCCUGAUAAGGCUUUGAUGAGCUUACAUGCUGAUUACGUCGGAGGUAAUAACUCAAAUUACAAGAAGUGGUAUUUCGGCUGUCAGAUGGAUAUAGAAGAUAGUUUAAAUGUUGCAGAGGCCAGGAAUCAUGCUGAAUGUGACACGACUACUGCCACUGUUCCUCCUCCUCUCUUGAAAACGUCAUCACAAGCAAGAAGGGAAAAGGAUUUCCCUUUAAAAGUCACAGAAGAGCAAUGGGAAAAGAAUAUAUUCUACUCGCUUGAUUUCUCUAAAGAGAUGCCUCCGUUGACCAACAACUUUUUGGACCAUGCCAUAAGCCCACUCUAUAACUUCUACCAUGAUCAACUAUACGAAAAGGUCGGUGGUAACUAUCUUCUUAGGGAUAAAGAUCACUCCAAGAUCAUUGGAUAUGAUGACAUCAAUCAAACAUUUUGGUUUAGAAAAAGCUUGGAGAGGAUUGAGCUUCACAGUAGACAGAAGUUGUUUGAUAUUCCUUCUCACGAAAGAUAUCUCUAUCUCGACCAAAUAAACUGGAAUAAGUCCACCAGAAAAACCUAUUACGAGUAUCGUUCUUGGUUCCAUGUUUUGGUCAACUUCAAUCGAAUUUGGAAUAUUCACAUCGGUAUUUUCUGGUAUUACACAUGCUUCAAUUGCAGACCGCUAUAUACAGAAGAUUAUGACAUCUCAGUAGACAAUAAACCUACACUGAGUGCCUUCCUUUCUGCAUUAUCAUUUGCUGGUUCCAUAGCUUCAUUCAUAAACUUGGUUUCAUUAAUUGGCGAACUCAGUUUUGUUCCAAGAAGAUAUCCUGGAGCCCUCCCUAUUCUCUCCAGACUUGUCUUCACCGUUUCCCUUUUCGCCUUGAACACAGCACCUUCAAUUUAUCUUUUUGGAUUCAAAGGGCUUUCAUAUACUAGCUCUCCAGUCUUGAUGAUGUCAAUGGCCCAAUUUAUCUUCUCCUUGUUCACCUUUGUCUAUUGUUCCGCUACUCCCUUGGCUCUACUCACCUCCAAUCCCUUGAAAGUCGGAAAUAGAAGAUUUCUUUCUAAUAGCUACUUCACCAAUUCUAUUUGCAAGUUGCAAGGUAAGCGUGCGUUUGCAUCGUACUGUCUCUGGAUUGGUGUUUUUUCCUCAAAGCUCUUAGAGUCUUACUUCUUCUUGACUUUAAGUUUGAAGGAUCCCAUCCGAGAGCUUAGUGUGAUUAAGGUUGAUCGAUGUAUCGGAGAAGAAUACUUCGGUCCUUUACUUUGUAAGAGGCAGCCUAUCAUCAUUAUGGCUCUUUUAUUUUUUACCAGCAUGAUCCUAUUCUUUCUCGAUACUUACCUAUGGUAUAUCAUCUGGAAUACUGCUUUCUCUGUUUGUCGGGCAUUCUACUGUGGUGUUUCUAUUUGGACACCAUGGAAAAGCCUGUUUGUUCUUAUGCCUAAGAGAAUUGCCUCAAAAAUCCUUAAUCCCAAGGUUCUGCUCCAGUCUUCAACUGUGGCAAGAAAGGCUCUGAUUUCAAAGGUGUGGAACUCUAUUGUUGUUUCUCUGUACAGACUGCAUUUGGUUUCCAUUGAGAACUUGGAACACCUAAUCUAUCAAUUUACUACCAAUGAUCAUGGAGAGAGCAUCAUUACUGAACCAUUAUUCUUCAUUGAAAAGGAGGACAAGCAUCACGUAGCAUUUGACGGGGAGGAGAUCCUGAACCCCGACAGCGAAGCGAAUCGUCGUCUUUCAUUCUUUGCCCAUUCUUUGUCUACCCCGAUGCCAAAGGCCCCAUUCGUUGAACAAAUGCCAACAUUUUCCGUUCUUAUUCCUCAUUAUAAGGAAAAAAUCACGUUGUCUCUUCAAGAAAUCAUUCGUAAAGAGAACGAGCACUCAAACAUUACGCUAUUGGAGUACUUGAAACAUCUCUACCCAGAUGAAUGGCACAACUUUGUCAGAGACACCAAGCUUCUCGCUGCAGAAAAGAAACCCUACGUUGAAGAGAAGCUUGGCUCCGGAGGUAGUGAUUCCGGUGACCUUCCUUAUUAUACUGUUGGCUUUAAGGCUGCCACACCAGAGUAUAUAUUGAGAACCAGAAUCUGGGCAUCUUUACGCAGUCAAACAUUAUUCAGAACCAUUUCUGGAUUUAUGAAUUAUGCCCGAGCCAUCAAACUUCUCUAUUCAAUAGAAUGCAAUGAUUUGGAAGGUAUAGGCGAAGAAGAAAAGACAGAGAGAGCUAAUGUUGUCGCCGAGAGAAAAUUCCGAAUCGUCACAUCCCUUCAAAAGAUGGCAGACUUUGACGAAGAGCAAGAAGAGGCCAAAGAGUUCCUUCUUCGCACUUAUCCAGAGCUUCAGAUCGUUUAUUUGGAUACGGAGAUCGACCCUCAGAAUGGAGAAAAGACUCAUUAUUCAGCCCUCAUUGAUGGCAGCUCUGACAUCAAUGCCAACGGCCAGCGGAAACCGAAGUAUAGAAUUAGACUCUCUGGAAAUCCUAUUCUUGGUGACGGUAAAUCUGAUAAUCAAAAUCACGCUAUCAUAUUUUGCAGGGGGGAGUACUGUCAGUUGAUUGAUGCCAAUCAAGACAACUAUCUCGAGGAGUGCUUGAAGAUUCGUAGUUUGCUCAUGGAAUUUGAAGAGAUGACUCCAUCUGCUGACAGCUAUGGGCCUGUCCACGAUCCUGUUGCAAUUGUAGGCACCAGAGAAUACAUUUUCUCGGAAAAUGUUGGUGUUUUAGGAGACGUUGCUGCGGGCAAGGAGCAAACGUUUGGAACACUUUCUGCCAGAACAUUGGCCUUUGUCGGUGGAAAAUUGCAUUACGGACACCCAGAUUUCCUCAACACCAUCUUUAUGACUACCAGAGGAGGUUUCUCUAAGUCUCAGAAAGGAUUGCACUUGAAUGAAGAUAUCUAUGCUGGUAUCAAUGCCACUUUGAGAUCCGGCAAAAUCAAGCAUUGUGAGUACUUGCAAUGUGGCAAAGGCAGGGAUUUAGGAUUCGGAUCCAUACUAAACUUUACAACAAAAAUCGGGUCGGGAAUGAGUGAACAGAUGCUUUCCAGAGAGUACUUCUACCUGGGAACGCAGCUUCCUUUGGACCGGUUCCUUUCAUUCUACUAUGCCCACCCUGGGUUCCAUAUGAACAACGUAUUCAUCAUGCUCUCCUUACAGCUCUUCAUGCUCUUCUGUAUCAAUUUGGCAGUUUUAGCAGACAACGCCAUAAUAUGCAGUUAUGACAAGGAUAUUCCGUUUACAGACAAGAGAUCUCCUCCAGGUUGUUACAAUUUGGUUCCAGUGAUCGAAUGGGUUCAGCGGUGCGUGUUUUCUAUCUUCAUGGUAUUCGGUAUCUCUUUCAUCCCACUCUGUGUUCAAGAGUUGAUGGAAAGAGGUAUCUGGAAAUGCGUUUCCAGAAUCAGCAAACAUUUCGUAUCAUUGUCACCAAUGUUUGAGGUAUUUGUGUGCAGAGUUUAUUCUCAAUCACUUGUGAACAACUUUUCCCUCGGUGGGGCCAAGUACAUUGGAACUGGAAGAGGCUUUUCAACGACAAGAACUCCGUUCCAUAAGCUUUAUUCCAGGUUUUCACAGGAAAGUUUCUAUCUUGCCAGUGGAAUGUUUCUCAUGUUACUUUAUACUUCAUUGGUUAUGUGGAAGUUUAGUCUUGUGUACUUCUGGUGCACAGUAGGCUCGCUACUCUUCUCUCCUUUCUGGUUCAACCCAAACCAGUACAGUUUCAGCGAGUUCUUUAUCGACUACCGAAGAUUCCUUAAAUGGUUAACCACGGGUAACGUGAAAACCAGAAAGGACAGCUGGCAAUCACAUGUAAGGGACACAAGGAUGAGAAACACAGGAUCCAAGAGGAGAAGAAAAUUGAAUAACUUGGACGUGUUAGUCUCCAACAACAAGCGACCUUCUCUAUUGACCUCGUUGAUCUCACAGUUUUUCCCGGCAUUGAUUUCGACUUUCAUGGUAUGCUCAGCAUUUCUAUUCGCCAACUCUCAGAACGAGGUGCGUUCUGGUUCUACUACGAACUCGUUUCUAAGACUUGCUGUGGUGUCCAUUGGUCCCAUAGCAGCAAAUACGGUAAUUUUGGGAGUACUUUUUGUAGUUUCGUUGGUUAUUGGACCAGUUUUCUCCUGCUGCACUAAGAAAGUAUCCGAACUAGUUGCUAGCUUGGCACAUCUCUUGUCUGUGGUCAAUUAUCUUUUCUUUUUUGACUUCUUGCUUCUCUGCCAGAAUUGGAAUAUUUCAAAGACCAUCUUGGGAGUCUGUGCAUCAUGCUGUGUACAAAACCUUGUUUUCAAGCUCAUUACGAUUUUUGCAUUGAGCCGAGAGUUGAAAACUGAUAGCACCAACAGAUCGUGGUGGACAGGUAUGUGGAUCAAUUCGCAUUUGGGAUGGCACAUUUUCACACAGCCAUUGAGAGAAUACGCAUGCAAAACCAUUGAGAUGUCAAUGUUUGCAUGUGACUUCUUAGUUGCUCAUAUAAUUCUUGUGUGCCAACUUCCAGUGUUGUUCAUUCCAUACAUCGACAAGUUACACUCGUUUCUUCUUUUAUGGUUGAAGCCGGAAGAUACGCUCAGAAGACCAGUGUAUUCAUCCAACAAGAGAAAGAUUCGGAACCGCAUUACGGUAUCCUACUUUUUAUUGUUUGUGCUUGUCAAUCUUUCCAUUUUCACCACAGUGGCCGUUCCGUAUAUUGCUGCAAAGGUUUUUGGAGUCGACUUUGACCAAUUUGUUCCACAGUUUGCCGUAUCUCUUCUUCAACCAGUUGAGGCAAUCAAUGACAAGAAAGGAUUAAAGAAUUAUGUUGCAUUUGAACGGCUCUGA
This is a messenger RNA of Brettanomyces nanus, 5229 nucleotides long. RefSeq lists its product as uncharacterized. Gene Ontology annotation, biological process: fungal-type cell wall polysaccharide biosynthetic process; (1->3)-beta-D-glucan biosynthetic process. The transcript is spliced from 2 exons. Gene Ontology annotation, cellular component: 1,3-beta-D-glucan synthase complex; plasma membrane. Gene Ontology annotation, molecular function: 1,3-beta-D-glucan synthase activity. Lineage: Eukaryota; Fungi; Ascomycota; Pichiomycetes; Pichiales; Pichiaceae. The record is from RefSeq and is a predicted model, not a curated record. Bases 1 to 5229 code for a protein of 1742 amino acids.